This is a messenger RNA of Nematocida ausubeli, 2172 nucleotides long. RefSeq lists its product as uncharacterized. Bases 1 to 2172 code for a protein of 723 amino acids. The transcript has a single exon. The record is from RefSeq and is a predicted model, not a curated record. Lineage: Eukaryota; Fungi; Microsporidia.
AUGAACAAGUCUAACACUUCAGAGAGAAGAAAUCAGCUACAUAAAUAUUUAUACAAAAGAAAGAACAGACAGAUACCUAUCAGUCUACUAGCAAAGGUGCUUCUUAUAUGCAUGCUUUUAUCUAUGCAGAAUGUCUUAGGGUUAUUAAGCGAAGAGGACAUGAAUACAGUGAUAAGAGUAUUAUUAAGUGGAACAAAAGGUAAGGUGAGCAUUAAAAUAGGUGGGAAUAUUAGCCCAAUUAUUCUAUAUGCAUAUGGAAAGGUUGAUAUUCUUUACAAUAAUCGAUUUACUGAUUUAUACAUAAAAAAAUAUUAUUUUACAUCACCGAAUAAAGGUCUUUUCUGGAUAAGAGAUUCAACAAACGACAUAGCUAGAGAAGAGGAUUCAGAGGGAAAUAGGCUCCCGAAUAGAGUUGUAGACCACUACAAUGCACUGAUUAACAUGUUCCCUUCCCCAUAUGAAAAAAUAAGCAUCUAUCCGAAAGAAGGCUGCAAAGACUUUUUCACCUCUUUCUUGAAGAGUGACCCUGUCAAGGAAUAUGCGCAUAACAUCCUUGCAAUACUUUUUCUGCGGGCAGAGGGAGUGCCUGUGCCGCUGAUAAUUGAGGACGAGGAAAGCGCAUGCCCAAGACUUACAUGGACAGAUGAGUUCAAUCCAGAGCAAUCCUUCAGUGUUCCCAUAUGCAUUGCUAGUGCAGAAGAGCAGGAAAGCAGUGACUCUAAUGAAGAAGCAAAUAUAAAAAAAAGUAGCAGUAAAAUAGUGCAGACUAUUAAGUACUUCCUUAAUGCAGAGUCCUGCCAGGAGCUUGAAGAGAGUAUAGCGCUGAAGGAAUCUGCCGAGAAAGAAGUUUAUUGGAAGAAUGAGUUUACUAAGACCCCAACAUGGCUUAUACAGUCAUACAUAUACUACUAUCUGGAAACUAUAGAUGAUAUAGAUAAACUCUACUAUAAUAUAAUCAAAAAAUUGGUGUUUUGUAAGAAUAAGUAUCCACUUGGUAGUAAUUAUAGAAAUAUUGCACAGAAGUUCUUUGAAAAGUCCUUUAUGUGCGAAGGUGAAGAUACGCAGUCAGACGUGUUAAAGUGGUGGGGGAAGAUAAAAGAGUUUGAAGGUAUGGCUGAAGCUAGUAAAAAAAUCCGACUACUUCCCUUUGCAGAUAAUAGCCUGCUCCCUACCAAAAUAACAGUUGGAGCAAAUACCCAAGGGAGUGUACAGCCAGAAGAAUGGCUAAUUUCAAGUGACAUAGAGUCUGUGCUGCUUACUUUAUUAUGCUGCAUUGCAUAUGACCCGAAGACAGAUAAAUACAAUUUUGACCAUCUUCCAUACAUGUCAAAGGAAGUGAAGAGUCUGUUUGCCAUGCCAUCUAAAAACGCGAGUACCUCUAGCGAUUCAUCCGAAACAAGUGGAAAUCCAGAUAUAAACAACCCACCAAGCAGUAAUACGCCUGUCAUUCAGGUAGGGCAGAAAAUACCACAAGAGGUUCAGAAAAAAUGGAGUAAAAUAAUUAAGAACUUGGUGAAGCGCAAUACAUACAUAAGUUACACAACACUAGAGAAUAAUAAGCGUGUGAUUGAACCAGAUAUUUUAAAUAUUCUCAUAAUAAUGAUAAAAGUUACAGGACUGGACUGCAGUAAAUAUAUAGAGCAAAUACACGAGUACAGAGAAAGACUACAAGAUCGAGAGCAGAUGGAUGGAUCUUUCGGAAUAACCUGUUUUACAAAAGGAAUUGCAGAGUAUGCAGAAGUAAUAUUUUUUCAUAUGACAAGAGAAUUCUUAAAGAAUAAAACACUUGCAGAUGUAUUCUCAAUAUCUUCUACAUCUUCUAAUGAUAAGAGAAUAAUGCUUGUGAACUUUGUGGAUUAUAGUAUUCAGAUAGUGAAUAAUAAAAACUAUUUGACUGGAAGUAUAGUGAUCCACUAUGUAACAAAAUGCAGGAAUCAGUCGAUAGUUAUUCGUUUUGUGACACCAGAAAAAGUUCAUUUAGGAAUUCGUAAGUGUGCUGUAAAUUCGGGUUGUUCUAAGUUACAGAUAGAAAUACCCAAGAUUCCAAUAGACAGCUAUAUUCUGCAUGUUCUUUCUGAAUAUGUAAAAACCAUAAACCCACCCGAACCCAGUGAUAUAACCCGAAAGUUUCAAGCACUCCAAAUGCCCAGAAUGCUGCCUCGAACACCCUAA